Molecule: messenger RNA, 10618 nt
Organism: Haemorhous mexicanus (house finch)
Lineage: Eukaryota; Metazoa; Chordata; Aves; Passeriformes; Fringillidae
Gene: WDR70
Product: WD repeat domain 70
Exons: 18
Coding region: 85-2313 (742 amino acids)
Biological process (GO): regulation of DNA double-strand break processing
Cellular component (GO): site of double-strand break; nucleus
Molecular function (GO): protein binding
Source: RefSeq, a predicted model, not a curated record
ACCACCCCCCCACCCCGCCAGCAAAACGAGCCAGCUUGGACAGAACUGUAAUGGGCCAAUCAAGCGCCUUAAACCUUCACGCAAAUGAAAGCAUCCAAACAGAAACCAAUCCAGAGGGACAAAGAAAAGCAGGAUAAAAAGGGGCAUGUGAUCCAGGGAAGCUAUGCCACUCCACCUGGUACGUCGGGGACAUCGCUGCUCAAGAAGCCCCAGCGUCGGCGCUACAGCAUCCCCGACGGGAACGCUCCUGCUCGGCCCACGGACCCCCUUGCUAUGACCUCGUCCAGCCGAAGGGACGGCCGCAUGUCCUCCACGGAGGAACCUUGCGUUGUUAUCCGGGGCAAAAGGCCUGAGGCACGUGUGAGGCACAGCGGAGCCGAUGCAGAGAUGCUGGGGACACCCGACCCGGAGCUGGCGUCCACCAUGGGCUUCUCCGGCUUCGGGAAGAAGGCUCGGACUUUCGACCUCGAAGCCAUGUUUGAGCAGACGAGAAGAACUGCAGUGGAGAGGAGCAGGAAAGUCUUAGAGGCCCGUGAAAGAGAAAAAGAAGAGCAGACUGAAAAGGAGUUCAGAAUUCCAUAUGCUGCUUCAGCAUCCAGUACAACAGGACCUGGGUCCACAUUAACUGAAAGAGAGGCAGUGUGUAGUAAAAGUGAGGACAACUCAAAUGAGGUGUUAAGUGGUCCUUCUAUGCAAUCCCAGAGUUCUGCUAAAGGUCCAUCUGAGGAUACUGAUGAUGAUGAUGAUGAUGAUGAUGAUGAAUUCAUCGGGCCACCACUUCCCCCUGGGUUCAAGGAUAGUGAUGAUGACAAUGACAAUGAUGAUACAGAGGAGGAAGAUAAUAACCCUGUCAAGAAAAUCCCAGAUUCUCAUGAAAUUACACUCCAGCAUGGAACAAAGACAGUUUCUGCUUUGGGGUUGGAUCCUUCAGGUGCUCGUUUGAUAACUGGUGGAUAUGAUUAUGAUGUAAAAUUUUGGGAUUUUGCUGGAAUGGAUGCCUCUCUCCAAGCUUUUCGGUCACUCCAGCCUUGUGAAUGUCACCAAAUCAAGUCUUUACAGUAUAGCAGCACAGGAGAUGUCAUUCUCGUUGUCUCUGGUAAUUCUCAGGCAAAAGUUCUUGACAGAGAUGGCUUCCCAGUAAUGGAAUGCAUAAAGGGAGACCAGUACAUUGUGGAUAUGACAAACACAAAGGGUCACACAGCAAUGCUCAAUUCAGGCUGUUGGCAUCCAAAGAUAAAGGAAGAAUUUUUGACUUGUUCUAAUGAUGGAACUGUGAGGACUUGGGAUGUUAACAAUGAAAAAAAGCACAAAAGCGUAUUUAAGCCACGAUCAGCUCAAGGUAAACGAGUGAUUCCUACAACUUGCACGUACAGCAGAGAUGGGAAACUUAUUGCAGCUGGCUGUCAAGAUGGCUCUAUCCAGAUCUGGGACAGGAAUAUGAAUGUACAUACAAAGUUCCACUGCAGGCAAGCCCAUGCUUCAGGCACUGACACUUCUUGCUUGACAUUUUCCUAUGAUGGUACUGUCCUUGCCAGCAGAGGAGGAGAUGAUACUUUAAAAAUAUGGGAUAUUAGACAAUUUAAAAAACCUCUUAAUUCAGCAGAUGGACUGCCCAGCUUCUUUCCAAUGACAGAUUGUUGUUUCAGUCCAGAUGAUAAGAUCCUUGUCACAGGCACCUCUGUUAAGAAGGGUGGUGGCAGUGGGAAGCUGUUUUUCUUUUAUCGUGAGACCUUCCAGAAGCUGUAUGAGAUAGAAGUUACAGAUGCUAGCGUUGUGCGUUGCCUUUGGCAUCCCAAGCUGAACCAGAUCAUGGUUGGUACCGGGAAUGGUUUAGCCAAAGUGUACUAUGAUCCUGUCAAAAGCCAGAGGGGAGCAAAAUUAUGUGUGGUCAAAACAAAACGAAAAGAGAGACAAGCAGAGACUCUCACGCAGGAUUACAUUAUAACACCCCAUGCGCUUCCAAUGUUCCGUGAACCACGACAACGAAGCACGAGGAAACAGCUGGAGAAGGAUAGGUUGGACCCCAUGAAGUCUCACAAACCUGAACCUCCAGUAGCAGGAGCAGGUCGUGGUGGCCGUGUUGGGACUCAUGGGGUCACCCUGUCAUCAUAUAUAGUCAAGAACAUUGCCCUGGACAAGACAGAUGACAGCAAUCCUCGAGAGGCCAUUCUACGUCAUGCAAAGGAAGCGGAGGAAAAUCCAUACUGGGUGGCUCCAGCAUAUGCUAAAACACAGCCAAAAACAGUUUUUGCAGAAGUGGAACCAGAAGAUGAUGAAACAGACAAGCCAGAGUGGAAAAAACGUAAAAUUUGAAAAAUAAUUUGUUGAAAGAAUGAUUUUGGAGCAUUUGAAACAAGAUGAAACAUUUAUUUCUUUAUUUGGUAUAGUGGGUCAAAAUUUGAAAACAAACAUUACUUCAAUUUAUAAAACUUGCUUCAGUAUAAAAAGAGAUUGUUGAAUUACACUGGCUUAAUCCCACAUCUGAAUUUUGUAAUAAGGAAUUACUUAUAUUGUGCAAAUAACUCCUGUAUGUCAGUUACUUAGCUUUGUGAGUUAAGUGAAAAAUAUUUCUUUAUAAAUAGUAAAUUCAUUAUAUUGCCAAAUGUUGGGGUGUUGUCGUGUGAAGCUAUAUCCUGUCUCUCAGGUGUGCCAGCUUAUUCCUUCCCCUCCCCCUGCCCCCUUGCCUUCUUCCCAAGUGCUGUCUGUCAAGUUCCACAUUCCAGUAAGGGCGUUGUGUGAUUGGCAGAAGUUCAAAAGAUGCUUCUCAGACCUGGGGUCAUUGGCCUGUCCAGGUGUCAUUGUCCCCUGAGACCCUCCCCCUCCCACCUGGUUGGUGGCUCACCUCUCCUCUCCCUCCCCCCUCCCUGUGGGCUUAAAAGGCACUGGAACCAUGCGGUUGGGAUUCUGUUGGAGUUGUUACCGAGAUUCAGAGCUCUGUCACCCUGGAAUAAACUCUGGAUUUAACCCUCUGGCAGAAUCCGCUCUUUCUCUUCACCAUCACCUGAACCUUUUCCACUAGAGCUAAACUGAGUUUCUACUUUGCUUGGACUCAUUCUGAGUGCCUAACUGCCAGCCAGCUAAAGGCGUCUCUAAGGUGAAAAAUCACAGCUGAUACUUUGGUUAAUAUUUGGCGCCCAAACAUGAGGCUGAUUGAACCUGCAACCCCAAGAAGUAAUCUCAGAACCUUGGAAAAGCUUCAAGGCAGCCGAGCACCCACUCAACGAGCUUUGGCUGCAUUGCUUUCAGUAGAGACUUUGGGACUAAACCCACAAAAAGUCUCUAGGACUGCUCGGAGCCCCUGGGAAGUGUAGCUCCUUUCUGGUGAGCAGUUUUCGAGGGGAGAAUAGGGGAGCCCCCUCCUGCCCAUGGGGGUCCUGUUCCGGUGAAGAGACAUCCUGCCUGACCUUGCCAGCAACUACUUCGAUUUCGGUGAGUAUUUCUGCUCUUUAGAGGGGGUAGAACCUCAAUAAACAGUCUCUGCCAUGAGUACUGUUCCCCUUUUAAAACAGUCUCUGCCGUGACUACUGUUCCCCUUUCAAAACAGUCUCUGCCGUGAGUACUGUUCCCCUUUCAAAACAGUCUCUGCCGUGAGUACUGUUCCCCUUUUAAAACAGUCUCUGCCGUGAGUACUGUUCCCCUCUUAAAACAGUCUCUGCCGUGAGAACGGUUCCCUUUUGCUUUUGCACUUAGGCUACGCAGCCCUGUGGAGCAGGAGCGAUAUCCUGUUCGACGUAGCUCACUGCGGCGUGUUUUUGCCGCUUUUAUAAUUUGCAGCGCCAGUGGAGGAUCGGGAGACCUCUCCCUCGGCACUGUGGCGUUCUCAGGUCUGUCAGCACGGGGGGGGCUGCUCUCUCAGCACAGUGCAGGGCAGCUCUCUACACGUGGCGCGGGGGGGAGGCUGCUCUCUCUUGGUGCAGUGUUGGGGAGCUCUCUACAUGCGGCGCACGGGGGUUGCUUUCUCGGCUCGCUACAUGCGACACGGGGCGGCCCCAGUUUCGGCUCUGCUACGUGAAGCCGGCGGGGGAGGCUUUGUCUAUCCUCCGCAGUGGCAGGUUCCCGAUUCAGAGUUGCUGCCGCGGCAACUUUAAAAGCAGUGUACGCAGCUGCAUUGUGAAAGGCUAACGUCUGCUCGUUAUCACUUCUGAUCUGUAGUUUUUUUUAGAAAUCAGUAGUUGAUUUGGCUUUGUUUUUGGUCGGCGGGACUUUGUGUAUUGUGCCUUUUACAUCUAAAAUGGGCUCAAAUUUAAGCACAGCACAAAAAGGAGUGUAUUAUCAUAUUGUUGGAAUUUUAGUCCGUGGUAAUGUUAAGUUCUCUAAAGGAAAAUUAAAACCGUUAAUAAUGUGGCUUUUUCUACACUUCCCACAAAUUUCUCCUGAAGAAGUCCAUGAUAUUCAUGUCUGGGAUAAAGUAAGAAAUUAAUUGAUAACCUGGGGACAGUCUGGAGAUAUAUCUUCAGCUAAAUUUGUGUUCUGGAAUGUACAAGUUCGAACCGCUUUGCUCAAACAAAAGGAAUGGAGAAAAAGCCAAAAUACAAGCAAUGUACCUCUGCUCUCUCAGUCUCUCCCCCUCCCACUUCUAAACCUCUUACCCCUAAACUUAGUAAAAUGCCUAACUCCCUCUCCCCACAAAGUCCUGGCCAGACUGCGUGGAAUCCCUCUCAAAACCCUGCGUCCCCUGCUCUGAGUCCCAGAGCACGUGUUAGCUUUUCGGAGAGCAGUGAUCCCCAAAAUGGCCCCCAGUCCCUAGGGGGUCCACAAGAUGGAGGAUGCCACGUGGCACCUUCCCAUACCUGGUCGUCUUCUUCCCAAGAUCCCCCUAAGUAUCCCAAAAUUCCUUCCGCAUUCCCCUCCCCUCCUGCUCCUCGUGACACCUCCCCUCCUCUUACCUUACCUGCUGUACCCUCAGCUCCGCCCCCUACUCCUCCCAGGGGGCGUCUGCCAAUGUGAUGUCACCAGGUGUCCCCUCCCCCUGUUCCCACAGUGUCCCCGCCCCCUCCCCGGGUUCCCACGGUGGGGGCACGCCCACUGCUUCUCUCUAUAGCUGUAUUGGUGUUUCUAAUGCUUCCGAUUCAAGUGAUACAGGGCAGGAAACUGCAGACCCAAUUCAGGGUCCCACUUUGUCAUUUGCUCCUGUUACAUAUCAGCCUGCAGCACAAGGGGGAGCAGCCCCAACUGCUAAUUGGAGCUCUUUUGGACGACAAUUGAUUAAAGAAAUCUGUAAAUCUCAUAAAGAGUAUGGCCCACACAGUCCAUAUUUCUGUGGCCUUUUAAAUUCUGAACUGAGUCGGACUGUAGUAGUCCCACAUGAUUUAAAACAUCAUUUCUCAUGCCUCAUGACCUCUACAGAAUUCAAAUUAUGGGAAUUAGCAUGGAAACAACUGCUAAAAGAAGCCCUCCCAGGCUUGCAGGCUGAUCCAAACACAGCGAAAGAUACCAAUGGCUUGCCAAUUACCAUUUGAGCAUCUCUCCGCUGAGGGCUAAUGGUCUUUACCCUCAAUCCAAGCUGCUGUAAUUCCUGUAGAAACACUCGAGAAAGUGAAAGAUGCAGCUGAAAAAGCAUUCUUUUCACUCCAACCCGAGAGGUCUUUUGACCCUUAUAGUAAGAUCAAGCAGCUACCAUCAGAGCCUUUUUUGAAAUUUGUAGAAAGGUUAACUAGGGCUAUUGAAAUACAAGUUAAAAAAGAAAAUGCAAGGGAAGAGGUUUUAGAGGAAAUGGCAUUUACAAAUGCAAAUGAACAGUGUUGAGCAGCAAUUUUGAGUCUUCCCCUAGAACCCCCCCCUAUACUAAAAGAUAUGCUUCUAGUCUGUAACAGGAAAGUGCCUCUGAUGAGUGUUGCUGAAGACACCAGAUCAAGGCUGCUGCCAAGACUCCCUCAGCGUGCCGCCAUUGCCAGCCCUGCGCCCAUUCCCUCAGAACAGCAGCACCCUGGGCAGCAGCAAAGACCAGCAAUGGUUGACCCCACAAAGCCAUGCCUGCUUUGCAACAACCUUGGGCACUGGAGUAGCCAGUGCUGCCUGAAAAAGCAAUUUGAUGAAUUUAGAAAUAGCAGGGGAGGAGAACUACAAGCACUCCCAGAGAGUCAACAACAACAAAAAAAACCUGAAAAGGGAGUACCGGCCUACCAGGCACACAGACACAAAAGGAACAGGCCAAGGGAAUGAGGGAAACAAAAUAAACCAAGCGCGCAGUGAUGUUACUAUUUCUGAAGCAGAUGGUUCAAAGACCGUGUCUGCUGGUCCAUUGUUGCAAGUGAAACAAAAUAACCUUUGUCAUGACUUAAGUGAACCCGUGUUAACCACAUCUUCUGUCAAUGAGCCUUACAGGUUGCAGCUGACAGAAUCACUCCACCUGAAAGACACUAACUGGCAUUUUGUCUCUGUCAAUCCAGAACAGGAGGGUACCUGGCACCGAAUUCGCUGUAAGUACAUCGUCAUUGGGGACACCAAACACACACCACAAGAGAUUGAAAUUGCUCCGGGAAUGACAACAUCAGAUCCUGAGCUAUUCAUUCUCGGGCUGCACUGUUUUCACCCACCCCUGUUUCUUCCCAAAGGACAAAUUGUUACUCAAGCUAUCCCUGUGCCGUGUUUACCUGAAGGCACCGAGAAACAAGGGCCCACAGUCACCCGGGUCCAAGUUAUUGGGAAAGACAUACCCAAAAUCUGGUGUAAUGUCAGUGGGGGUAAGGAGUCUAAACGCAUUGAAAUGCUUGUAGACACGGGUGCAGACUGCACAGUGAUCCCAGUACAAGACUGGCCAGCACAUUGGCCUUUGCAAGACGUUGCCAGUCACGUUCAAGGUGUAGGAGGUCUGCGUUGGCUAGACGAUCCAAGAGCACCAUCCAAAUUGAGGGACCAAACGGACAAUUGGCAAAUAUCCGUCCAUUUGUGUUAGAUUAUUUGGAACCAUUAUUAGGGAGAGAUUUAAUGGCCCCGUGGGGUGUCACAAUUGAUAUUCCAGACUCUCCACAGGAUUUUUGUACAGCGGUCAUUGAACAGCGCCCUGCCCAUAAACUGAAGUGGAAAACAGAUGAACCAGUUGAGGUGAAACAAUGGCCGCUCAGUAAACAAAAAAUAAAGGCGCUCGAGGAACUAGUGGAAGAGCAAUUAAAAAAGGGUCACAUUGUGGAGACCAUGUCCCCGUGGAACUCUCCAGUAUUUGUCAUUCAGAAAGCUGACAAAAAAGAUGGCUUCUCCUCCACGACCUCCGACAAAUUAAUGAUGUCAUUGAAGAUAUGGGUUCUCCCCAACCUGGUAUGCGAUCCACAACUAUGCUUCCCCAAGACUGGAAAUUAUCUGUUAUUGAUAUAAAAGAUUGUUUUUCCAAAUUCCCAUACACCCUGACGACGCGCCGCAUUUCGCAUUUUCGGUCCCUACCAUCAACAUGGAAGCCCCUAUGAAAAGGUGCCAUUGGAAAGUUCUUCCUCAAGGACUAAAAGUCUCGCCAGCAAUCUGCCAACAGUAUGUCUCUUCUCUGCUUUCCCCAGUGCGUGCAGCCACAGAAAAGGCCAUCAUCUAUCAUUAUAUGGAUGAUAUCCUUGUGUGUGCCUCCCAAUGAUGAUUUACUCACACAUGCGCUUGACCUAAUGAUCGAUGCAUUGAUUGUUGGAGGGUUUGAGCUCCAAGAACAGAAAAUUCAAAAGACGCCACCUUGGAAAUAUUUGGGCCUAAAAAUUGGAAAUAGGACCAUUGUUCCUCAAAAACUAGAAAUCAAUCCAAAGAUCAAGACCCUUGCGGAUGUCCACAAGUUGUCCGGGUCUUUAAACUGGGUAAGGCCAUGGCUGGGUCUGACAAACGAAGACCUUGCCCCUCCUUUCGACUUAUUGAAAGGGGGAGAGGACCCGGGUGCUCCUAGGGUGUUACCCCAGAGGCACGGAAAGCUCUAGAAAAGGUUCAGAUUGCAAUGUCCACAAGACAGGCCCACCGAUGUCAGCCUGACCUGCCAUUUAAAUUUAUCAUCUUAGGUAAGUUGCCAUACCUCCAUGGAAUCAUUUUCCAGUGGGAGGAAGAACGAACACCUAAGGCAAAGGAUACACCAAAAGAGGACCAAGACCAGAGGGACCCUCUCUUGAUCAUAGAAUGGGUUUUCCUCAGUCACAAAAGGUCCAAGAGAAUGACAAAGCCUCAAGAGCUGGUAGCAGAACUGAUCUGAAAAGCAAGGACCCGGAUCAGGGAGCUAGCAGGAUGUGACUUUGAGUGCAUUCACAUUCCAAUUGAGUUAAAAUCAGGCCAAAAUACUAUGCAAAUAUUGGAACAUUUGUUUCAAGAAAAUGUAGUGUUGCAGUUUGCUCUGGACUCCUACUCAGGACAAAUUUUUGUCCAGAGGCCUGCCCACAAAGUGUUUGAAUAAGAUGUUCAAUUCACUCUGAAAUUGAGAAGCGCUCUAAGUAGGAGACCUGUAAAAAAGGCUCUGACUGUCUUUACAGAUGCAUCCAGGAGGUCUCACAAGUCCAUUAUGACUUGGAAAGAUCCUCAAACCCAGCAGUGGGAGACGGACAUUGCUGAGGUGGAAGGUUCACCUCAAGUUGCGGAAUUGGCUGCAGUUGUUAGAGCUUUUGAAAAGUUCUCAGAAUCAUUCAAUUUGAUUACAGCUUCUGCAUAUGUGGCAGGAGUACACAGGAGAUCAAGCAAUACUGCAAGAAGUGUCUAACAUCGCACUUUUCAAAUUGCUCUCAAAACUUGUAAAGUUAGUCACCCACUGAGAGCAACCAUUUUAUGUGAUGCACGUCAGGUCACACACUGACUUGCCAGGGUUUAUCGCUGAAGGCAACAGAAGGGCAGAUGCUCUUGCUGCGCCUGCAGAGAUGGCCACUCUCCCAAUUGUUUUUGAAUAGGCAAAAAUCAGCCACCAGCUUUUCCACCAAAAUGCACCUGGCCUAGUUCAUAAGUUUCACAUCACUCGAGAACUGGCCAAAGCGAUUGUAGACACAUGCCCAAAUUGCCAACAACAUGCACUCCCUACAGUGAGUACAGGAGCAAACCCAAGGGGAUUGAACAGUUGUGAACUGUGGGAAAGAGAUGUUACGCAUGUCCAGUCAUUUGGACGGCAGAAAUACCUUCACGUUAGUGUAGAUACCUUUUCUGGAGCGAUCUAUGCUUCUGCCCACACAGGAGAAUCAUCUAUUGAUGCCAUUAAGCACCUCUUAUUACAAGCCUUUUCUUUCAUGGGCAUCCCCAAGGAGUUGAAAACUGAUAAUGGGCCUGUUUACAAAUCCAAGGAAUUCAGAAGCUUCCUGCAGCAAUGGGGAGUGGGGCACAAAACUGGCAUCCCCUACUCCCCUACAGGUCAGGCCAUAGUAGAAAGGACUCACCGUGAUAUAAAGAGAGUCCUAGACCAGCAACAUCAGGUUCUGAAAGUGGAACCUCCCCACAUCCACUUGUCCAGGGCACUGUUCACAAUCAAUUUUCUGAAUUGUUCUUUUGACAGCCUGAAUCCACCCAUCCUACUCCACUUUGGGGGGAGCAGUCAUUUGUUGAUGAAAGAAAAGCCUCCAGUUUUAGUAAAGGACCCUGAGACUUGGAGAACAGUGGGACCUUACAAACUGGUUACUUGGGGACGUGGAUACGCCUGUGUGUCCACCCCCUCUGAUUUAAAGUGGGUUCCUUCCAAAUGGGUAAAGCCCUAUGUUCCCAAAGUCUCAGAGAAAUCUACAGAAGCGCCCCAGGUUGCUAAUACCUGGAAAAGAAAACGCCGCAUGUGUUCUCUGGAAGAAAUUCCAUUUAAGCCUCCUAUCUGGAAUAGUUUGUAAUAUGUUUGUUUUAAGUUUCCUUGUACCAGUGUAGAUCCCGCUGUUCGUGUGCAGUCUCGAGAUGCCAUGAGACCAAGCCUGCUCCUCGUCCUACUCACGAUCAUUUCUCCAGUGUCUCCUGGAUAGUCCCUCAACCCAAAGCAAACAUACAUCAAGAGAGAAACGAGGACUGGCUGAGUGGACUGUUCAAAAGCUGGGGACUCUUGGGCUGGUUGGGAUCUAUUCUGAAAACUCUGUUUUUAGUACUGUUUAUUUUAGUUACUGUUAUUGUAGUUGUUAGCAUUGUUUUUAGUCUUAUCAAACGCAUGGUUCUCAAGUUGAUUUCAAGCUCACCUUCCCCUCCUGAAGUCUACCAUUUAGAAGCCCUUAGUGCUCCAAUAAAUGACAUAAAAGCCUCAGUUGAAAACACUGACCCUCCUGUAGAGGAGGAGCCAAUUUACCAACCAUGGUUUGGCAAACAUUCUGCACCACAGACCCAGUCCUCUUCUUUUUAAACAAAACUAGGGGGAGAUGUUGUGGUGUGAAGCUAUAUCCUGUCUCUCAGGUGUGCCAGCUUAUUCCUUCCCCUCCCCCUGCCCCCUUGCCUUCUUCCCAAGUGCUGUCUGUCAAGUUCCACAUUCCAGUAAGGGCGUUGUGUGAUUGGCAGAAGUUCAAAAGAUGCUUCUCAGACCUGGGGUCAUUGGCCUGUCCAGGUGUCAUUGUCCCCUGAGACCCUCCCCCUCCCACCUGGUUGGUGGCUCACCUAUCCUCUCCCUCCCCCCUCCCUGUGGGCUUAAAAGGCACUGGAACCAUGCGGUCGGGAUUCUGUUGGAGUUGUUACCGAGAUUCAGAGCUCUGUCACCCUGGAAUAAACUCUGGAUUUAACCCUC